CCUCUUGGGUCCUCUUGUUCUAUAAAAUAAACUAUAGAUUAUAAACUUCAAAAGUAAGUAAGCUUUAAGAGGAUUUGUUCGUGCGUGCCUAAGUCUAAGAACUUCUACCAAAACCGUGAUUAGCGUGAACUGCCGUGAACUCGCCUGACCAAGGUCAGACUAACCAGUGGCCAGGUGACCCAAACGACCAAUGGGACAGACUUAAACAAAGUACAAAGCCGAACAACAGAGGAGAGCGUGUACUGGUCGGUAGUGUUAACUCAUAACUGUAACAGUAACAGUGUUAGGCUCUUUAAACACUAAGACAAUAACUCGGCAUUAUCUAAGUUCUUAAUUUGUAAUUAAGAAGAUUAAAAAUGUCCCAAGCUCGUCAGAAUUAUGCCGAAGAAUGUGAAGCUGCGAUAAACAGACAAAUCAACCUGGAACUUUACGCCAGCUAUGUUUAUUCGUCAAUGGUAAGUCACCGUCCGAAGUAAAGUCUACUGACUAAAGUUAACUGAACUGUGUUACUGUACAGCAGUGUUUUCAACCUUUUUUAUAUUUUUAUUGGAAUGUAACGCUUGAGACUAUGCCUAUUUGGGAGCGCUUAGAUUGCUUGCGGAACCCCAUGCACUGCUCUGCUUAAAUUUUAGAUGGCUGUAGCUAAUCACUAAUCGGACCCGGGUAUCAAAAGUGAGAGGUUGGGUUUAUUGAAAUAUUAAACAUUUUAAAAUAUUAUUGUAGGGUUUUAAAGACAAAAUUUGGUAUCAAAUGACAGAUAAUUGGACUAUAUGAGGUAAUCUACCACUUGAGCGUCGGCCAAGAAAAAUCAAGCUGUUCCGGUUGGAAGGGCUAUUUAAACAACUAUGCUGGGAGGUGCAGAGAUUUGUGACCUUGUAUUUAAGGGGGGUCCUAACUUUUUGUUAAGGUGAGGUAAAAAAUAGGCAAAAUUUGCGCUAUGUCAUUUAUGGAUGGUCCCUUAGACUUAGACUAAAUGCUAUAUGAUAUAAUAAAGGUCCUAACUUUAAAGUGUAAGUUAAGAGCAUUUGCCCUGAUUAGAUUUCUCUUCAAAUAGUUCUACAACAAGUGAAGCAUGUUUAGCUUGUGUGAUAUUACUAGCUUUCUUGAUUAGUCUAUUUAAUUGUUGUUCGAUAUCAGACGAUGAAUUUCCACAACAGAUAAUACUGAAGUUCAGUAGGCUUUCAAUUGUACUGUAGUUGCAGAAUAAGUUACUAACUUGUUUGUGUGCGCCGAAAUUGUUCAAUUUUUUAAGAUAAAAAAGUCUGGUUGACUUUUUAUUCAGAAUUCAACAGUGUUAGCUUAUCAAUCGUGAAACCUAGGUACUUGUUAUGACUAAUAUGUCUCUGCUUGCUAUGUUCUGUGAUUUUUAUUGUGAUAUCUGCAAUUGAAUUUUUGUUUCUCCAUGUGGAAUUUGCCAACAUUGAGACAUUCAACAGAAUAAAAUUUUCAUUGCACCAAAUGGUUGGAUGUUAUAUGGUGGUGUCAAUGAAAAGCGUGUGUAAUAGUAUUGUCUGGUAUUUUCCAUCUGGUUUGAUGAUAUUGUCUGGGAUUCAAACACAUUUUAAAAAUAAAUUUUAAUUUGUUCUGUCUGAUACUUAGCCUUGUCAAAAAUGUAAUACUCUAAUAACAAAAAAAAAAAAAAAAAAACUUGUUUAAGACUUGGUCGCAUCAAAUUCCAAAAUUUAAUAUAGGCCUGAGAAUACAUACUUAAACAAAUCAAAUAGCUAUUCAUCCAUGACUUGGACUAUCUGCCAGGAAUUACUUAAAUCUCAUUUAGUGGUGUAAAUUUUCUCCCUCCUACACCAACUUCGUUGCAUAAAAUCUCCAUUACAGAUAAACCUAAUACAAAAUUAAACAUUUUGCAUUUUGCUUAACAUCAUCUGGAAGAAUAUAAUAUAAAGGUUCAUUUACAUACAUUUACCUACCUCCUGGAAAAUUGAUUAUUGCAACUGUUGCAUAUGUUACAAUUUUGCAUCUAAUUUUGUAAAUUUUUAAAAAUAAUUUAUUAACGUAGGCCUAUUUGAAAUGGAAAUAUUUGCACAAAGUCUGCGGGUGCUCUAAAAUAAUUUAUUUCUUCAAUUUAAACAUCCCAAGUUCUGCACUUAGGAUUGCAAUCUGCACUUAACCAAAUCCAUUUUUCCUCCCCUAGGCUUUUCAUUUUGACAGAGAUGAUGUGGCUCUUCCAGGAUUCCAUAAGUUCUUCAAGAAACAGUCAGAUGAGGAAAGGGAACAUGCAGAGAAAUUGAUGAAAUAUCAGAACAUGAGAGGUGGUAGAGUCCUUCUACAGGAUGUAAAGGUUGGCAAAAAUUUGAGACUUUAACAAAAAUGGAUGCCUUAGAAAUACAACUAUCAAUUAGAAAAUUUAAAUUACUUUAAUCAUGACCAUACACCAAAAAUUAUCACAUUGCCAAAAGGAAACCAAUGAGAUAGAAAUAAUAAAGUAUUAAAUAUUUCAUGUUACCCGGUAUGUUAUUCUUAAGGAAUGUCAUCGGCCACCUGAGCGUAAGCUGUUAAGGACCCACCGGAAAUCCCUGUUCGUGAACCCUUCCCUCCCCCAAAGACAUUUUCACUGUAGUGUUGAACCACCUGUCCACCCCUGUAAUGUUAUUAUGAGAAAGUUUUAGUAUAUGCAUAUCAAUAAUAAUUCUAUUGUGGAUCUUUGUCUACCCUGCUCUCAUUGUGCACCGUGCAACACUCUUAUUGCCUGGUCGUCUCCUCCCCCCCCCCCCGCCAUGAGCUUGAUCAUUUACACACCAAAUGUUGUGCACCGUGCAACACUCUUAUUGCCUGGUCGUCUCCUCCCCCCCCCCCCCGCCAUGAGCUUGAUCAUUUACACACCAAAUGUACACUAAAGAAAAAAUUAAUUGCCUCAGCACUGUCAGUACACAUAAAUACCAUUCUAUAAUGGCACUACUAACCCUCAAUGCCCAAUGAAAACAGAAUCUGUACCCAUCACCACCCACUUCAUGAGUCAAAGUACAACUAAGCAUAGGUGGAUGUUUGGAGCACCAUCUGGAAUUAUUAUUGAUUAUGCACCUCUUCCCGUAUUUUUUUACAUAGGAUGUGGUUGUGUUGCCCCAUCUUGUAAAAAAAAAUAAAAAAAUCGCAGAUGUUAGUGCACCAUUUAAAAUCAUACACAGUACAAAUUUCAUGAUUAAUAAAUCUAAGUCUGGUGUCAGAUAAAGGGGGGGGGGGUCACUUUACAAGGACUGCAGUUAUUUUUUAAGUCUUCAACUUGAUUAAAACAUAGUAGCAUUAAAUCUCUACAUUGUUAUUGUUGGAUAUUUUGUGUCUAUUUCCUGAAUGUUGGUGUUUGUUGCUGGGCCUGUUGUCUUCAGUGGACCCCGGGGUAUAAACAUUACCCCAUGUGGCUUAAACGGACAAUUUUUUCAAUGUUCUCUUACUAAUUGACUACUUUAAAAAUGUUCCUAACAGAAACCAGAAUUAGAUGAGUGGGGAAAUGGCCUGGAGGCAAUGAGCUCUGCUCUGAAGCUAGAGAAAAGUGUCAACCAAUCACUGCUGGAUCUCCACAAAGUAGCUGAAGGCAAAAAUGAUGUGCAGGUAAGAGCAACUGUUACUGCUGUAAAUCCACAUCACAUUAGACAGGGAUAUGGUUAAUUCUUUGUACUAGGUUUCAAUUUUUAAAGCAUAUUUAAAUUUGUGUAUCUAAUCUGCUACAUCAAAAUCAUGCAUGUGAUUACUUUCAGCUUAAGCAUAAGUACCAAAAUAUUAGUAUUUCCAAGUGUUGCAUAACAAAAUUAUAACUCAUGGGAUCCUUCCAACCAUGAUAUAACUCAUGGGAUCCUUCCAACCAUGAUAUAACUCAUGGGAUCCUUCCAACCAUGAUAUAACUCAUGGGAACCUUCCAACCAUGAUAUAACCUAUGGGAACUUUCCAACCAUGAUAAUAUAACUGGGAUCCUUCCAACCAUGAUAUAACUCAUGGGAUCUUUCCAACCAUGAUAUAACUCAUGGGAUCCUUCCAAUCAUGAUAUAACUCAUGGGAUCCUUCCGAUCAUGAUAUAACUCAUAGGAUCCUUCCAAUCAUGAUAUAACUCAUGGAUCCUUCCAACCAUGAUAUAACCCAUGGGAUCUUUCCAACUAUGAUAUAACCCAUGGAAUCUUUCCAGCCAUGAUAUAACCCAUGGGAUCUUUCCAACCAUGAUAUAACCCAUGGGAUCUUUCCAACCAUGGUAUAACUCAUGGGAACCCUCCAACCAUGAUAUAACCUAAGGGAUCUUUCCAACCAUGAUAUAACUCAUGGGAUCCUUCUAACCAUCAUAUAACCUAUGGGAUCCUUUCAACCAUGAUAUAACUCAUGGGAUCCUUCCAACCAUGAUAUAACUCAUGGGAUCCUUCCAACCAUGAUAUAACUCAUGGGAUCCUUCCGACCAUAAUAUAACUCAUGGGAUCUUUCCAACCAUGAUAUAACCCAUGGGAUCUUUCCAACCAUGAUAUAACCCAUGGGAUCUUUCCAAACAUGAUAUAACCCAUGGGAUCUUUCCAACCAUGAUAUAACUCAUGGGAUCUUUCCAACCAUGAUAUAACUCAUGGGAUCUUUCCAACCAUGAUAUAACUCAUGGGAUCUUUCCAACCAUGAUAUAACCCAUGGGAUCUUUCCAACCAUGAUAUAACCCAUGGGAUCUUUCCAACCAUGAUAUAACCUAAGGGAUCUUUCCAACCAUGAUAUAACUCAUGGUAUCCUUCCAAUAUCCUUCCAACCAUCAUAUAACCUAUCGGAACUUUCCAACCAUGAUAUAACUCAUGGGAUCUUUCCAACCAUGAUAUAACCCAAGAGAACAAAAAUCAGUUGUUUAAAAAAAAACAUUUUUCAACUUCUAUGACCCAUUUAUCUGUAAUUAUUUGUAGAAUAAAUGAAUUUUUUUUCUUUUCAGCUUGGUGACUUCUUGGAAGGAGAGUUCCUGAAAGAGCAAAGCGAAUCUAUCAAACAGAUAGCCGACUAUGUGAGACAACUGACUCGGGCUGGUCCUGGUCUCGGAGAGUUUCUAUUCGACAAGGAGACACUACAGGAAUCAUCAUAGUAGUACUUUCCAUUCCAGGGCAGUCACGACCACUAAAGAGAUAUGUCCUUCGAAGAUUAGCGUGUCAUGGAUUAAAAUGUUUUUUAAUCAAGAAUUGUAAAGAGUCGAGCAGAUUAGCAUGUCAUGGAUUAAAUGUUAUAUGUAAAUCAAGAUUCGGUAAGAUUUGAUGUUAUGCUACUUCAUGAAAGCAAAGAUUAGUGUGAAAAAUUUACUGUGUGACAAUAGAUGGCUGUUUCUGAAAGGUAAAAGUAAGGCAUUUUUAUGACUUCAUCAGCAUGUGUAUUGUGCAUGGCAGAACACAUUAGCUUUGUCAUGAGACUUACAAGUGUUGUUAAUUUAAGGCACAAUGUUUACCUAUGAUAUUACCUAGACUUAGAUGGGCAAUAAACUGUCACUACUUAG
Lymnaea stagnalis (great pond snail) is the source of this 5443-nucleotide messenger RNA. Lineage: Eukaryota; Metazoa; Mollusca; Gastropoda; Lymnaeidae. The record is from the annotation of a GenBank genome assembly.